Molecule: messenger RNA, 1995 nt
Organism: Cavenderia fasciculata
Lineage: Eukaryota; Evosea; Eumycetozoa; Acytosteliales; Cavenderiaceae
Product: RING zinc finger-containing protein
Exons: 3
Coding region: 1-1995 (664 amino acids)
Biological process (GO): protein polyubiquitination
Cellular component (GO): nucleus
Molecular function (GO): ubiquitin protein ligase binding; ubiquitin-ubiquitin ligase activity
Source: RefSeq, a predicted model, not a curated record
AUGUCAUUACUUGUCAAUUUUGCUAAUCAUCAAUUGGGAUGUACUAUCUAUUGUGAUCAUCCAUCAUUUUCCGAUGAUUAUGCAUUGACCAAUAUCAUAUCAGAUAAUCCAAUACUCAAAUCAAGAGGUUUCCUUGCUACUCAAUUCACCAAACCACCUUUGGAUAUUUUAAUAUCCUUACCGUAUGCAAUAGAGGUAGAGAGAAUCGGUAUUCUUGCAAAGACAGGAACAUGUAUAUCACAAUCCAUAUCAAUCUAUGUAUCGGAUCAAUCGAUGGAGGAUUUGGUAAAAAAUACCAAUCAGUUGAUGACUGCACAAUCCAGAUCUAGAACCGUUGCAAUGUUGGAUGUGGCAACACCCCAUAAUUUAAUGGCUCCUCGUGGCAAGAAUAAUGAUCUCUCCAAAGAACGGUAUCCAGGUGAUCUAAUGAUGAGUGGUGGAACACUUUAUAAUACAAAUAGUAAUACAAAUCAAUCAUCAAAUACCAAUGCACUAUAUUCUCAAUUGUUAUAUAGAAAUUUUACUUUAAUGUCAACUAUGGAGAAUUUACAUCAAUUGGAUCAUUUAUAUUCAUAUAAAUGUAAUACACAUUUUGAUUAUAGACAACAAAUUGAAAACACUAGUUUCUAUCCACUACCACCACAACUCAAUGAACAGAUCAAACAAAUCAAUCAACUUCAAAGUUUUCAUUCAAAUAUCAAUCUAUUGAAAAAUGUUAAGACCAUUAGAAUCAGAAUUCUCAAUGUAUUCCAAUCGAGUUGCCCUGCAUUGGGAGGUGUCGAGAUUUGGGGACUACCAUCGAGACAUUUAACACCCGACAUUGUAAAUCAAAUCUAUCACAAAAACACAAUCACUGUACAACAACAAAUGCAGAUACGACAACAACAACAACAACAACCUCAACAAUUUUCUUUUAACAACCUACUCAAUAGUAGUAUAUGUAUAUCAUCACCAUUACCAAAUCAUUUUUCUUCAGAUCAACAACAACAAUAUCAACAACAACAACAACAACAACAACAACAAGUUCAACAACAAUCAUUAUCAUCAACAACUUUUUCAAUUCCUAUUCCUACUAAUAAUAAUAAUAAUAAUCAUGUAAAUCCACAACCACAACAACCAGGCAACACAUUUUCAAUAGGCACUAACCAUUCAAAUUCUCAUUCUCAUUCUCAUCAUCACCAUCACCAUCAUCAUCACCAUAAUAAUCAUAAUAAUCAUAAUGGUCAUAAUAAUCAUAAUAAUCAUAAUAAUGGUCAUAAUGGACAUACAACACCAAAUAAUACACCAAGACGUACGAUUUCAUCGAGCAUGGAGAUGGAAAGCGACAAUGGAUCAAGUAAUGGAGAUUUUGAACAAUUUUUAGCUUCACAUCCAGAGAUUAUACUGGAUGAGGCAGGAGUUCCAACCAUAUUUAUCGACCCAAUCACAACAAAGAUGAUGGAAGAUCCUGUCGUUCUCCCAUCGGGCAAAAUUGUUGACCGAACAACAAUGGAGAAACUAUUCCAAAACCAGUAUCAUACCGAUCCAUUUUCAGGCGUACGAAUCACUACAGCCGAUAUCAAACCAGACAAUGUUUUGAAACUUCAAAUCCAAUCAUUUAUCAACGAAAAGAAGAAACGAAAGAGAAUUCUCAAGAAUGCAUUGCCAACACUAGUCGCUUCAUCUUCAUCGAUCGAUCCCUUUACCACUACCGCCUCUUCAGUUGCAUCUUCAACCUGUUCAUCUCUCAACUCUAGUCUUAGUGGUACCAAUGGAUUUUUAGUCAAUAGUAGUGGUGGAUUCCAACUACAACAAGGUGGAACAAGUGGCUUUGAAAUGAGUAUGAAUGAUAACUUUUUAACCGAUCAUCACCACCAAUCUAAUGAAUCGAAUAAUGGUGGUUUGAUCAUCAAUGGAGAAGGUCAUCGUAAAAACAGUAAUUGUAUCUAUCCACUUAGUAGAUUACUUUCUCAAACAAGUUUAAGCGAACUUCCAGUAAAGAAAAUAAAAAAGUAA